This is a messenger RNA of Acytostelium subglobosum LB1, 2847 nucleotides long. RefSeq lists its product as hypothetical. Gene Ontology annotation, molecular function: glycosyltransferase activity. The transcript has 2 exons. The record is from RefSeq and is a predicted model, not a curated record. Lineage: Eukaryota; Evosea; Eumycetozoa; Acytosteliales; Acytosteliaceae. The annotation marks the transcript as partial.
ACACACAAGCAAUCACAUCUACGAAAGAUGGCACCUGGUGCCAACAAUGUGUCCAGCGCAAUCGGCUACCUCAAACGCAAUGUCCUGACAUUCAUCAUUAUAACAUCGGUGUUCUUUCACCUCUACGUCAUACACAAGUAUGUUGGCAGCAAGCUAGAGACAUUGACCAUCACUGCCAAUCAGCAGUUCAGGGGCAUGGACGAAAACACGCACACGCCCUUUGACUUCAUGGUCUACUCAAAGUUGGCCAGCUACCAUCCCUACCACGUGGUCAACGUGGCGCGCGAGCCCAUCUUUGACGACCUCAACGACUUCCCAGAAGUGUGCGCCGCCGCCGGUCUGGUCAAGCGCCAGCCCGGCUGGCUGCAGCGAUGUGAGGGUCGCGACUACUACGAACCGGUCGUCACGCCCACACCCGUGAUGGAUCCCGACAAGAUGAACUACUCCAUCAAGCCCGACAGUCCCGCACGAGCACGCUAUGCCUAUGCACCCGAUGAGUCCAUGCGGGACGAGCCACCAAUCAUCACAAUCUUAACGCCAUUCUACAACAUUGGACCAAUCAUCCAUGAGACUGCCGCGAGUGUGUUGCGCCAGUCCCUCCAGAACUUCCAAUGGAUCAUCGUCAACGAUGGCUCACCCAACCGUACACUGUUCAUCGAGUCCCUGGAUCCAUAUCGCGCGCUCAAUGACUCGAGAAUCCUGAUCGUCGACCUUGACAAGAACGUUGGUCUGCCAGGAGCACGUAACGAAGGUCUAAAGUUUGCCAAGGGCAAGUAUCUAGUGUUGUUGGACCCUGAUGAUCUCAUUGAGUACACCUACCUCGAGAAGGCAGUCUGGUUCCUCGAGACCAAUCCUCAGUACUCUCUCGUCAAUGCCUGGUCUCUUGGCUUUGGUCACAAGGAAUACUACUGGCAGAAGGGUUUCCAGAAUGGAGACAUCAACAUGAAAGAGAACUACAUCACAGUAGCAUGUGUGAUGAGGACUGAUGCACUUCGCCAAGUUGGUGGGUUCGACGCCAGUUUGAGGACUGGUAUGGAGGAUUGGGACUUAUGGAUGAGGAUGGCUAAUAAUGGACAUUGGGGACACACUUUGGAAGAGUUCCACUUCUGGUAUAGAGUCAGUCCUCCAGGUAAAUGGGCUUCAAUCUACAAUGAAACUAAGUUCAAUGAGUUCAUGGCCAAUCAGAAGCGCAAGUACCCAGUAGCAUUCACUACUGGUGUCCCCAAGUUGAAGCGUGAACCACAGGAAAAGAUGGAGAGCGUUGCCAACAACAUAACAAUCAAGAACAAUCUGCGCAAAUGUCGCCCUCGUCUGCUGAUCAUCAUACCCUACAUGGAGAUUGGUGGUGCCGACCAGUUCAACUUCAACUUUGCACAAGGACUUGUGAUGGAUGGCUGGGAGGUGUCGAUCGCCGCCAACAAGGACGCGGCCAACACGUGGCUGCCUCAAUUCCUGCGAGUCACACCUGACAUCUUUAUCAUGCCACGAUUCAUUCGAGCCACGGACCAGACGCGAUUCCUCGUCUACCUGAUCAACUCGCGAAAGUUCGACGUGGUGUUCCUGAGCAACAGUGAGGGCGCCUAUAACUACUUGCCUUACCUGCGUGCGCAUGCCCCUGGCCCCGCUUACGUGGACUACACUCACUCUGAGACUCCCAAGUGGAAGAACGGUGGAUACGCCCGAUACAGUGCUGGCGCCGAACCAUUCCUCGACCGCUCGAUCUUUGCAAGUGAACACCUUCGCCAGUAUGUCAUUGACAAGGGUCACAACCCCAACAAGACCGCCACAGUUCUGAUCGGCAUUGACUCAGUUAAGUACGCACCACGCCCCGAGAACAAGGCCGCCAUUCGAAAGGAGCUAGGCUUCCCCGACGACGUCCUAGUAAUUGUGUUUGUAGCGAGGCUGGAGAGCGAGAAGCAGCCCGAGGUAUUUGCAGAGGUCCUGCGUCGUGUGGACGCGCUUGGCUACGACUUCCGCGCCAUAUCCAUUGGUGGUGGCGCUCUCUUCAACGACCUCAAUGAUACCAUCUGGCAACACGGCCUUCAGGACAAGGUGCGCCUGUUGGGCAGUAUCCCCAACACAGAGGUGCAGCGAUACGUGUCAGGAUCGGACGUAUUCUUCUUGCCGUCAAAGGUCGAGGGAAUAUCGCUGGCCAUCUACGAGGCCAUGUCGAUGCAGGUAUGUGCUGUGUCGGCCAAGGUCGGUGGCCAGGCCGAGCUGGUGAGCCCAGACGUCGGCUACCUCGUUAAGCCAUGUACGGCAACCGAGACCGAAGAAUACACCGACAUCCUGGCCGAGCUGGCCGGCAACAGAAGUCUGGCGCUGGAGCUUGGUCGCAGGUCACGCGAGAAGAUCCUCAAUGGUUUCUCCGUGGUCGACACGAUCCGCAAGCUCGAGCACGAGUUCUGUAACGCCGCGUUUGUCAGUCGUCUCACCAACAAGAUGUUUGACAACGACCUUUUCCGCCGACUCUCCAACGAGAUCGCCGUGCUGGGCUUCGAGUACCACCGCGCCCACGACGAGCUCCUUCCUCUAUGGAACGAGCACGUUGCGCUCGUCAAGCGUUGCCAGCCACCUGCCGCACCCAAGGAUGACAAGCGACCAAAGCGAACCAAGUCCCCGUACCCCAUACGCACUCCAGAGGAGGUGUUGGAGGCGCUGGACAUCGCCAAACUGCGCCCAGUGGACGACAUGAUGAAGGAGAAGCUCGUGGACAAGAAGCUGAAGAUCGACCUCAAGGACUUCCAGGAGACGCACAUCCGCCGCAACCCGCGCGUCGCGCUCGAAGGCUUCAAGUUCAACGAGUUCCCUGCACCAGUACAACCACGACGUCGACGACUGGGAUGA